AUGACAAAGUCCUCAGGCUCUGGUGCAAGUGUGGUAGCUAUCGACAACAAAAUCGAGCAAGCUAUGGAUCUGGUGAAAAGCCAUUUGAUGUAUGCAGUUAGAGAGGAAGUGGAGGUUCUGAAGGAGCAGAUCAAAGAACUCAUAGAGAAAAACUCCCAGCUGGAGCAGGAGAACAAUCUGUUGAAGACACUGGCCAGUCCGGAGCAGCUCGCCCAGGUUCAGGCCCAGCUGCAGACUGGCUCCCCUCCGGCCACCACGCAGCCACAGGGGACCACACACAGCCCCCUGUGUGUGCCCCCUGCACAGCCAGCAUCCCAGGGCUUGGGAUCCACCGCGUAGCGUGCUAUGCCCCCCGGAACUGGCUGCUGCUGUCUGAACUGAACAGACCGAAGAAGAGAUGUGUUAGCGAGAAACUGCCUCCACCGUCACCCAUUUCACCGCCGUCUACGAAAGAGACGUGAGACUCACAUGCCAUUCUCGCUUUUCCCAGUAUUCAGCACUCAUAUGCUUUUGGCUUGAAGAAAUGUACUAGUUGAGUGAAUUAAAGGUUA
This is a messenger RNA of Peromyscus leucopus (white-footed mouse), 551 nucleotides long. Its product is annotated as TSC22 domain family protein 1-like. Gene Ontology annotation, biological process: regulation of transcription by RNA polymerase II. The transcript has a single exon. Bases 1 to 339 code for a protein of 112 amino acids. The record is from RefSeq and is a predicted model, not a curated record. NCBI's taxonomy places the organism in Eukaryota, Metazoa, Chordata, Mammalia, Rodentia, Cricetidae.